UGUCUCGAGGACUUAGUUAAUUCAACGACUUCAUCGCGGACGAAUUCACGACGAUGAAGCGUUUGUUAAUAAUUUAUCUUCUUAACACGCUUUCCCAAGCGGUUUUAUUGUCACCGUGCGUGAAGAUCGCGUAUAAACAAACGAAUGAUGUUGGCUUUCGAUGCACUGAAUUAACAACGCUGCGACAGUACUUGGACAAAGCGUGGACCAACACGACGAUCAUUGCGAUUUUUGAUUCAAAUAUUCCUAACAUCCUCGGACAUAGUUUUGUGAGAUUCGGGGCGACUCUCCUGACCUUAGAUCUGCACGAAUCGGGCAUACAAACGUGCGAUACUCAAGCAUUCAUAGGCCUUACGAAAUUAAAGAAACUGAUGCUUUGGGGCAAUAAACUGACGUACGUGCCGGGAGACUGGUUCGUGAACAUGUACUCCCUGCAGACUCUGGAUUUGUCAUUCAACGUCAUUCAGUGGAUCGACUACACGACCUUUCCAAUGCUCAGUAAUUUACAAAACUUUUACUUCGACUAUAACCAACUUAACUCUAUCGACUACAACCUAUUCGCUUAUCUGGGUAAUCUGAAGAAAGUAAAAUUCAGCAAGAAUCCCUGGAAAUGGGCGUAUCGCGCUCGUUUGACGUGGCAGUUGGAAAACCAAAAGGUUGAAAUACUCGACAUGUGGGAGGAUUGGAACUGGAUGAACGUCAUGAUCAAGGAUUGCGUCGAGAGCGGCCGUGGCGAGUUGCCGAGUGACAAGGUGCUUGACUGCGUCGUGGAGAAGCUGCUCGUGUUCACGUACGAGACCUAUAGCGUGCAGGAGAGAAGUAGCAUGGUCGAAUGCAGCAAUCAAACCAGUCGAUUAGUACGUUGUAUGAGACCGAGCAAUGCCACCGGCAACACCGAUUACGAAACGGUACGAAGGAUCCUGGAGGAUUACUCCACGAUUCUGCCCUCAAUGCAAAGAGCGCUCAGCCCUUUCCCAUUGAAAUGAUAAACGAACUGUGUCUCCGUCUUUUUAGGGAUUUCUUUUAGGAUAAAGAUAAAUCUUGAGGCACUUUUACCAUAAAUUUAUAACUGUGUACUCUAUAAUUGCGAGAACUCUUUAAUCGCUACGUGGUAGUGAUUAAUAUAAUCCUUGAAAAAUAAAUGAAUAAAAAGAA
Trachymyrmex septentrionalis is the source of this 1155-nucleotide messenger RNA. RefSeq names its product leucine-rich repeat transmembrane neuronal protein 4-like. The transcript is spliced from 3 exons. The record is from RefSeq and is a predicted model, not a curated record. Gene Ontology annotation, molecular function: potassium channel activator activity; transmembrane transporter binding; voltage-gated potassium channel activity. Lineage: Eukaryota; Metazoa; Arthropoda; Insecta; Hymenoptera; Formicidae. Gene Ontology annotation, cellular component: voltage-gated potassium channel complex; extracellular matrix. The coding region runs from base 54 to 986 and encodes 310 amino acids.